UACUUUUGUGUACGCGUCGCAAGACAUUUCUCAUGUCGCGCAGCGCCGGCCGAGAAGGCGCCUCAAGGAGCGCCUAUUAUGGUCACGUGGUUUCCGAGAGCCCGUCUGCGACGAUUCUCUUUACGGCAAGUGUCGUUAAGCUGGACCGCUGACGGGCUUUGGCGGGAAAUUCGGUGUCCGGUCAGCUAACGCGUCGGCAUCGAACGUAAAAUUUGCAGUUUGUUGCGUUAUUGUCAGUCCAGAAGCCCGCACGACAACAUGUCUAAAAAGAGGGGGUUGAGUUUGGAGGAGAAGAGAAGUCGCAUGAUGGAGAUUUUCUUCGAAGCGAAAGAUGUGUUUCAGCUGAAGGACAUUGAGAAAAUUGCCCCCAAGUCAAAAGGCAUAACCCCCAUGUCAGUGAAGGAUGUCCUGCACAGCCUUGUAGAUGACAACAUGGUUGACAGCGAAAGAGUGGGUACAUCCAGUUACUACUGGGCCUUCCCCAGCAAGGCUAUGCAUGCUCGCAAGUACAGACUGGAGGAGUUGACAAAACAGCAUUCUGAAACAAAGAAAAGGAAAUCAACUUUACAGCAAGCUGUUGAAAAGGCUAAAGCAGGACGUCAAGACACAACAGAACGGACAACUUUGCUGAAAGAGUUGCAAGCUCUGAGAGAGGAGCAAGGCCAACUGCAAACCGAACUGGAAAGGCACAAAGAGUGUGACCCAGAAGUAAUUGAAGAGAUGAAAAAGUCAAACAUCAGCGCAAAAGAAGCUGUUUCCAGGUGGACAGACAAUGUCUUCUCCAUCAAGUCAUGGGCAAAGAGGAAAUUUGCCUUUGAUGAAAACCGAAUUAAUAAAGCCUUUGGGAUACCUGAGGAUUUUGACUACAUGGAUUGACCACAAAACCUCAAACCUACCACAGUUGAUGGUGAACAGCUGCGUAACCCCGCUGCAGUUAUAAAGACCUUUAGUUUGAAGCCGGAAAACCUUGGUUGCAGCUUUAUUCAUUUAUGUUUUAUGGAUUAAAAUGGCACUAGUAUUUUAUAUUUUAACGUCCAGCGGGCUUUUAAUAAAAAAUGCUGUG
Messenger RNA from Lampris incognitus (smalleye Pacific opah), 1063 nucleotides. RefSeq names its product meiotic nuclear divisions 1 homolog (S. cerevisiae) (gene mnd1). Gene Ontology annotation, cellular component: nucleus. The coding region runs from base 259 to 876 and encodes 205 amino acids. Gene Ontology annotation, biological process: reciprocal meiotic recombination. The transcript is spliced from 8 exons. Gene Ontology annotation, molecular function: double-stranded DNA binding. The record is from RefSeq and is a predicted model, not a curated record. Lineage: Eukaryota; Metazoa; Chordata; Actinopteri; Lampriformes; Lampridae.